AUGGAAUCUCGGGAGCGGCUUCGCUAUGAGUUGGAUGGUACGGAACGAUUUUUCUUCGACGGUGUUCCUUCAAACCGUAUCCUUCCAACUGGUUUUCAAAAGGCCCUUUCACCAAAACCGCCUACACAGCAAGCAAGGCCAUCGUCACAGCCACCACAACACCCAGCAUCAACACAACAACAAAAUUUUAACAACAAAAAAUCAGCUCCUGGAGGGCGUCGUGAAUCCAAUUUGAGAUAUGUGGAAUCUGCAGAGAAGGAAGAUGUUUUGGUUAGGCUAGGGAAAAUGCGCUUAGGAGAUCCCGAGAAAGAUACCGUGGAGCAUUCAGGGAGGAGAAACAACGGCAGACGGAGAAGAGGGGGUGGUGGAGGGGGAGGGGGAGGAGGAGGAGGAGGAAGGAUGCAGGGCAGAACGUGA
Molecule: messenger RNA, 417 nt
Organism: Morchella sextelata
Lineage: Eukaryota; Fungi; Ascomycota; Pezizomycetes; Pezizales; Morchellaceae
Exons: 1
Coding region: 1-417 (138 amino acids)
Source: RefSeq, a predicted model, not a curated record